AUGCCUUCCAAUAUAAAACAAACUAAUUGGUUUGAAAUAAUAAAACAAUUCAUCUCAUUCAAAAAUAUUAAGUUUAAAAUGCAAGCUUUGGGUAUAACCUGGCGAAGGAUAACCAGGAAUGUCCAUACAUCUGGUGCUGUUACUAGUCUAAGACAAGUAGUGAAAGUGGCUUUUAGCGAUAAGUAUUUGUUUUAUACAAAUGUUACCAUUUCAGUAAGUUUAUCAUCAUUAGGAGAUUUAAUGGAGCAAACAUAUGAAAUUUAUACUAAGGAACAAGAUAAAUAUGACAAGAAAAGAACUGUGCAUAUGGCAUUUUCUGGGGCCGCAGUAGGUGUAUUGUGUCAUCAUUGGUAUAAAGUUUUAGAUAGAUUUAUCAUAGGUAAAACUUUUGACAUGGUAGCAAAAAAGUUGUUCCUUGACCAAAUCAUAUUUUCACCAAUUAUGAUAGUAACAUUCUUUGGUAGUUUAGCACUAUUUGAAAAGGAUCCUUUAAAAAACUUUCAAGAAGAAGUAAAAGACAAAUUUGUUACUUUAUAUAAAGCAGAGUGGAUGGGUAUGAUGUUUAUACUUCUCAAG
Brenthis ino (lesser marbled fritillary) is the source of this 576-nucleotide messenger RNA. The record is from the annotation of a GenBank genome assembly. Lineage: Eukaryota; Metazoa; Arthropoda; Insecta; Lepidoptera; Nymphalidae.